ACAAUGUCGGACGAUUACAAAGCCGUUCGAGGUGGAACGUUGAAACUCAAGGAGAAUAAGAAGAGAGGUUGGUGGAAAAUUAUCGAUGAGGUCGAUCUUAGAGGAGGAGAACAUGUUUCUCUUGAAUGUGGAAGUGGAAGUGGUUGUUACUUAUCAGCGCUGGAUAAUGGCCGAUUCACUAUUGGGAUGCCUCAUCAGAAAGGAUCUGAGCCGAACCCUGAGGAGAUUUUCGCCGUUGUGAAAACUCCUGAUGAUCCUAAGACAAGUUUCAAAACUGGUUACGGGAAAUACAUUGGAGUUGACACAGAUGGAUCCUUGGUUGCAACAGCAGAAGCAAUUGGACAACGUGAACGUUUCCAAGUGGUUUUUGAAGAGGGAAAAAGUGCUAUCCAAGCAGUAUGCAAUCAGUUAUUUCUGUCAAUGGCUGUUAGUAAGGAUGGCUUAAUCUACGUGGUUAGUAAGCGAGCCGGUGACGAAGAAAUGGUCAAUAUAAGAACAAACGCUCAAAAAACUGGUCCAGUGGACUGGCGAGCAACUGAAGACAAGAAGUCUGCGAAGGACUGCUCUCAGGCAUAUGUCAAGAUGUAUCAGCAUUCAAAGGUGGACACAAAAUGUCGAAACAUUCCCGAGGAAGUUUUCGAUAUGAAAUCCGUGAAACGUGCACAAAGAGAGGGUGAUUUGCACGAAACACUGCUUGCAAAACGAAUCAAAACGAAGUCCGACCGAUAUUGUUAA
Angiostrongylus costaricensis is the source of this 735-nucleotide messenger RNA. The record is from the annotation of a GenBank genome assembly. Lineage: Eukaryota; Metazoa; Nematoda; Chromadorea; Rhabditida; Metastrongylidae.